This is a messenger RNA of Pieris napi, 6476 nucleotides long. RefSeq names its product zinc finger protein 1 (gene zfh1). The record is from RefSeq and is a predicted model, not a curated record. Gene Ontology annotation, biological process: anatomical structure development; regulation of transcription by RNA polymerase II. Lineage: Eukaryota; Metazoa; Arthropoda; Insecta; Lepidoptera; Pieridae. Gene Ontology annotation, molecular function: DNA-binding transcription factor activity, RNA polymerase II-specific; RNA polymerase II cis-regulatory region sequence-specific DNA binding. The coding region runs from base 2196 to 4367 and encodes 723 amino acids. The transcript has 4 exons.
CUUUUUGUUUGCUGCUGUGUUUAUUUAUGUUAUCGUAUUUUAUAUCAGAAGUUACGUUAGAUAAAUUUUCCAUUAGUUAAUUUGUUUAAAACUUACGACAAACAAACUUUCAGUAAGUUGAAACUAAACUCUACUAAUAUAGUUCUCUUCUUAAUAAUUUUGAGAAAACUUUUGAAAGACGUGAAUUUCAUCUAAUAGAAUUCAUAAUUCAAAUAAAAUGUUAGCAAUUAAAUUUUUUAAAUUAAUUUUUCUACGGACGAUCCAUCACAGAGUGCAAUCUUAGUGAUAUGAAAAAUAUAAUUCGCUCACGUCUUCGUUAGAGCACCUAGCCGCCGUUCCCUCGUUCCCUCGAGACAUAAUUCAUCCACUCGAGAGCCGGGAACAGGUAUACACCGACUUAAAAGAAAGUUUCGUUUGUCGAGGGGUGCACCGAUCUCUUUUAACGUCUUAAAUCGUAAAUGAUUAUGUUGUUUUAAUUCAUUUGCUUUUUCUCUUUUACUUUCUACUUUAUAUUUGAGGCCGCCUGUCUGGAGUGAGGGACAUUUGAUAUAUCUCUUAAGUUCUGACUACUAACGCGUAAACUGAAAUAAUUUGUGGUUGUCAUAAGUAUAGAUAUCUUCUCUUGGCGUUAAUCUGCACAAAGAGUUACGAUAAAAAUGCGAGGGAUUAUUUAACAGGUCCGUUGACGGUACUAAGGAGCGUUCAGGAAAAUUAUUUUGUUGUCAUUUAUAAGCGGAGUAUCGGAAUGGUUCCUACAGCAUGUCGUGAGUAGAUGCUUAGUGAGCGUAGCCGUGUCGUCUAAUCACUUGUUUGCUGAAGACAGACGUACAAAUUAGCAAACUCAUUAACGAGCCUUUAUAAUCGCUCCGUAAACAAUAUUGGGAAUUAGGACCGCUCUCCGCCGCUCUUCAUCUUUAUGCUUAAAACUGUUCAAUAAACCAAUAUUAAUUUGAUUUACUUAUAUAAUUUAGUAAGUACUUGUUCCUUUUUUAUUGUGAUAUUAUAUUAACACUCAAGUCAAUAUAAAAGGAAAAUAAAAUAAUCUGAAAUACUGCGAAGGCUUGUAUAUUAAAUAUCAAUCUUCAUAACAACAUUUAUAUUAUUAUUUUUAUUAAAAAUUAAGUAAAUGUUUUUUUUAUUUGUUGGAAAUAUAUUGUCGGUAAAUUUAACUAAAUGCAGCUAGAUUUGUUUCGGUUUUUACUAUCCACUACAUCUCAUGAAAAAAGUUUUUGAAGAGGACGUUACAUGCUUUACGAUAGGAUUUAUAAUCUUUGAUUUCACUGUAAUAGUUAUUACCCAAAAAAAAUAAGCAAAGUAGGUUCUGCUAUGAGCGCAUUAAACUUUAGCCAAGUUUGUGCACGAUAGAUUCUUCUUAAAUGCAUAGGUUAUUAUUCCUUAUAAAUACAUAAUACCCGCUUAUGUUUUAUACAACAAAUUACCUUCUAUUAUGAAUCAUCUUAUAAAAAUACUUUUAACCACAUACCUAUGUAGAUACUGAGCGAAUGCGAACAAGGAAAAUCGAGCUAAGGGCACAAGGAAUUUUAUAUUAGUGACUAAUACAAGAAUUUCUGGACAUAUUUAGGGACAUUUAAAAAAGUAACUGACCGAGGUGCGAGUAGGUGUCCAGGUGCGACCAAUCACAGUCCAGACGUCGUCGACCAUCAACCGACUCACUAUCGGCUCCAGCGAUGUGUGCGUGCGAUAAUUGUUCAUGUAGUUCAAUAGGAAGCGCGCAGUGAGUGUGUGAGUUUUAUCAGCGGCUGACGGACGCUGCCUGUGCGCAGAUUGCUGGCUCGUGUAGGUGUUCCCGUCCGUUCCACCUCAUUGAUAGCUGAUAGUAAUAUUGUUGCCCUCAGAGCACUCAUUGUGUUGUCAAUACAGAGUUCAAGAAACGCUUACUAUAGUUCACGUCAAUUCAGUUAAAAAGCAUCGCUUAUCAAUUAAAUAUAAAAGUGGGUCCCCUGGCGGGUAGUGGGCCUGAGAUUAAGCCUGAGGAGGAGGAAGAGCGGGGCGGGUCCCCGCUGGGCCCCGGAGGGCCGUUUAGCUGCAGCCAGUGCCGCGGUGCGUACCCCACGAGGGACCAGCUUGAGAAGCACGAGACGCUGCACUCGCCGAGCACUCAGGUGGAUACCCUCAGAUAUACCUGCAAGAUCUGCCACAAGAGUUUCGCUAACGUGUAUCGGCUCCAACGACACAUGCUGAGUCACGACGAAAGCGCCAAUCUACGCAAGUUCAAGUGCAAUGACUGUGACAAGGCCUUUAAGUUCAAGCAUCAUCUCAAAGAACACUUGAGGAUACAUAGCGGAGAGAAACCUUUCGAAUGUGCCAAUUGUGGAAAAAAGUUUUCUCAUUCCGGCUCUUACUCUUCACACAUGACAUCUAAGAAAUGUCUAGUCAUGAAUUUGAAAAUGGGUAGAAUUAAACCGAAUAACCCCGCACUGAAUCCUGACCGAAGCCCGUCGAGAAAACGUGCGAAUGCAAUGGUCGCGUCUCAAUUAAAACAUAACAUGGCGCCAAACGCAUUCUUACCAAUAUUGCCAAAGUACAACGAAGCAUUUUUUGCAUCGAUGUCUUCACAGGAUCCAAACUAUCACAGACCGCCUCUAGCUCAACCAGGAUUAAAUCCCUUCUACAUGCCACCCGGAAUACCAAUGAGCCCCGAGUCAGGAAUCACUCCCUACAGUUUUCCUGCGUCAUUAAGCCAAUUGUUCCAACAACUAGCUACACAGCAGUAUCAACAACGGAAAAUAGAGAGUCCUGAUCCAAAACAGAUGAGUCAAUCUUCACAUAACGUAGAAGAUCUCAUUGAAGAAAUUCCCGAAGAAGACGAUAAACAUUCAGAAGGCAGCGCAGAACUUGUUAUGGAUAUUGAAGAAGAUGAAGCUGUUGCGGUAAAAAAGGAACACGAAAACGAAGAUCAUGAUCUAAGAAUACCAUUUCGCAAUUAUGACUCCGUCCCUUCAAAUAACAACGGCCCUUCAAUUGACAAUAAUAAUGGAUAUAAUUUAAUAUUAGAUUCGGUUAAUAAAAAUUAUUUUAGAGCUAAUAUGGAAACAUUAUCACCUAUUUCUGGCAAUGUUUGUCCGAGCAUAGACUCACCGCCGACACGACACAUUGUCGUCAAAGAUGAACCUAACGACAGUCAGAAUUGUAGUAAAUGUAACUUGACAUUUGAAAACAAUAAUGAUUUAAUAGAGCAUGAGAAGUUACUGUGUGGAAACGUUUUUCGAAAGCAUGAGGGAUUGGCUGCGCAAGUUGCCGAAACCGUAGCAUUAAACAGGUUAGAAGCAGAAAUUAGAACAUCAAUGCAGAGUGGUAUUAGUGCUAGCGAAGACGAAGAGUUUGGAAAGGACGACCGCGAUGAUAAGUCUGUUCAUGACAAUGACAGAAAAAUAAGAGUAAGGACGGCAUUAAAUGAGGAACAACAGAUAAUUCUAAGAGCACACUAUGCCUUUAAUAAGCGACCAAACAGAGAUCAGUGUAAGAAAAUUGCUAACAAAAUAGGUCUGGACAAUAGAGUUGUGCAAGUAUGGUUUCAAAAUUUUCGAGCGAGAGAAAGGCGAAUGAGUUUAACAGCAACUCCUUCAGAUCAACCCCUUGAUUUGUCAACCAGGAAAUCAAAUAUUUCCGUCACUUCUAGUCCGUCACCGUCCCCUCCAUGUAGUAUUUCGGUAACACAUUCAGACUCCGAAGAAGCGGUUAAUUUGAGCCAAAAAUCUUCCAGGAGUACAACACCAUACCGAACCGCUUACGUUAACCCUUACCCACAUUCCAAUUGCUCAUCCUCCUCUCACACCGACUUCAGAUUGUCACCGUCUCCGGGAGAAACGAUUACUGCCCAAAAACGAUCUUUGCAAAAAGUGGCAGUAAAUCCUUUAAUACCAAUGGAUAAACUUCUCCAGUACAACGAUAUUGCUAAUGGCCGACCGUCCAUGUUGAACAUGCAUAUAAUGACAGACCAUCGACAGAGUGCAAGCCCCUCGUACGAACGUUCCACUUGGACUGAAGAGGUCCAAGCCCAUCAUGACUUUGAUGAUGAAUCCAAUUUACUUAAGAAAAGCAAGUUAAAGGGAAAUGAUAUUAAAGAAGGAGAGGGACAGUUUGUCUGUGAUCAGUGUGACAAGACCUUCGUCAAGCAAAGUUCAUUAGCUCGACACAAAUAUGAACACUCAGGUCAGCGGCCAUAUAAAUGCGCCGAGUGCCCGAAAGCAUUCAAGCACAAGCACCAUCUGACGGAGCACAAGAGGCUGCACACCGGGGAGAAGCCGUUUCAGUGCUGCAAGUGCCUCAAGAAGUUCUCCCACUCCGGCUCCUACAGUCAGCACAUGAACCAUCGGUUCGCCAUUUGCAAGCCUUAUCGAGACUAAUCAAAACAUAUUUUUAGAGUUUCGAGUUAGCCUUGAUAAGUUGCCGGCGGCUUUAUAUUACAUUCCGUGUAUGAAUCCACCAAAGACGGUCACACUUAACGGUGUGAUAACAUGAGCUUGUGCCAAAGGACUAACCAAAGAUAAUGUAAAGAAGUGCCAUAGAUUUAGGAUCAAAGUUUACUUACCAGAAUAGUAUCUUCCUAUUUUAUUUUACUUUGCAGAUAUAUUAAUUAGGUGAUAUUGUAAAUAACUAUUAAUUGCUCAAUGCCAUAUAGUUUCAUUUAAAUGUAAUGAACGUGCCAAAAUCGUGCCAGAAUACUGAAUCGGGUAUCUCAAACUAUCUUAAAUAAGGAUUCCAAAGUGUUACCUAAGUACAUAAUACACCAACUUGGUAAUUAUAAAUGUUUAGUAUUCGACGUGAAAGAUUUUUGUUGUGUGAAAAGUGCCCGAUAUCCAUUUGGCAUAGUCAAUGUAAAAUAAUAUGUAUAUUAUAAUUAAUAUUGCUUAAGUAAAUAUGAACGUCUCGGGAAUUUUAAAUUAGCUAAAACUAAAGCAUUCCAGCAUAGCAACUUGGAUGGGAUCUCUACCGUGUUUAAAUGUUACUUCCUUUUAUUCAAGAAUAUGCUAGGACUAUGAAAAAAGAGAUUUUAACAAAUGUUUGUAGCUUUCAUGUAAAUAGUUUUCUGCUUAACCUAUACCUUCACUUAGCUAGAAGUGUGACGUAAAAAAGCGCACGAAUACAAUGAAUAUUAUGACAAUAAAUAAUGAACAACCAUUUAUUGGAUGCAAUAAGUAAUAAAUGCUUAAUAUUUAAGGUCUGCUUAAACUACUAUGGGUAGGAAAUCUAUGUAUAAAUCGUUGAUAGCUUAAUUUUAUGUAUGUAUAAGAAUUAGAUAGAUAGUAUUUAAUGUCUCUUGAAGCAAUUUUUUUCGAAUACUAGUUUUCUCAACAGAAUCGUCACACUUUCCAUAAACCACUAAUUACAGAAGGCACUUUCGAAAUUUCUAACCUUGAUUUGAUUUUUAAAAUGUGUGUUACCCAAAUAUUACAAGAACACAAAGUUCCUAAGCUUAUUUCAGGAUAAGGACUAGAUUAUUAGGAGUAAUUACUUAAGUAAGCCAACUUAGCAUUGUGAAAGGUUUCCAAGCAACGAAUAAUUGUAAUUUUUACAACUUGUACUUUAUCAUUAAAAUGAAGAUUUUCAGCCAUCUGUAACUUUCAAUAGAGAUACUGAAUUCAAUACUAAGUUUUUGUAUGUCGCGACAAGCGUAUCGCUGAUGUCGCAAGCAUGGCAGUGCGCGGUACAAAAGCUAAAGAUUGAUGUAGUCUGAGAACUAUUAAGACUUACAGGGUACCCGUUCAGUAAUAAACAACUCGAUUCGCCACCGCAGCGACCGCAAGGAAAAAACACCUAAUACGCGUGACUGAAUAUUGCAUUUUAAAUUACGUAGAUAUUAAACGUUGUUCUUAUUUAAUAUAAUAACUAUUAUUUCAUUAUUUAUCGUGAUAAUUAUCGUGACGCCUCACGGCAAACGUUUAAGAGUAGGUGGUAGAUAUACUUAUUUGAGGUUAUGUGUUUAAUGCUAAGUCGAAACCGACAUGGUGGGCUAGAGAAACCAAAGAUUAAUUAACUCUUAUAAGGCGCGGGCACCUGUACAUAAAACCGUCGUCGUUAGAUGUAGAUUAGCAAACAACUAAUACAUAUAAUAACUAGACGUUAAUUAAGAGAAUACGUUUAUUUUUAUUGUGGAACAUUCGUGCAUUGUGUAUAAGAAAAGUUAAUAUGUACCUAUAUUCUGUUAAAAUAUAAUAUUGCAGAGGAGUACUUAGGAGUAUUUCUUUUAUAUAGAAUAAGAAUAAUGUUAUAACGGGAACUCCUGCAUCGCAUAUGCCUAUUGUGUUUGUUGAGAAGGGCAUCGCGGAGCGCCUGUUACACCGAGCUAUGUCGAAAUUGUUAAACUUACCCAUAGAUUAACAAGUGUUAAAAUAUUGCUGAUAUAAAUUAUAGUGUAAAAUUCAUUUUACUUGAUAUUAUUACAAUGUAUAUUGAAUUUAUGAAUAUUAAAAAUAUAAUGAUAUAUUAAUAUAUAUUGACGAUUCAUCACAAAA